AUGUUGCAGUCUCUUCCAAGUGAAGACUACAACCUUGGAUUUGCUGUGAUUUAUCACCAGCAGAUCCUUGGUGGAAUAAAUAGAAAGAGCUCUCAGGUGGUGCCUAAGGGUUACCAGCACAUCCUGGCCUUGGCAUUUGCAGUCAUGGAGAUCAAUGAAAACCCUCAGCUCUUACCCAAUCACACUUUGGGCUUCCACAUCUAUGACAGCUAUGUUGAUGCAAGGAAGACAUAUCAUGCCACAAUGCUACUUUUAUCCACACUGGAGAAUUUUUCCCCCAACUACGUUUGUGGUAUUAAAAAUAAUCUGACAGCAGUCAUCGGUGGAUUGGAUUCCCAAAUCUCCCUUUAUGUGGGAACUAUUUUAGAUAUUUAUAAGAUUCCACAGCUGAUAUAUGGUCCUGCUCCAGUGAUGAAUGGCAAAACUCCAGGCCUUCCCUUCUAUCAGAUGGCUCCCCAAGAGGACCUCCAGUUUGCAGGGAUUCUCUCUCUGCUUUUGCAUUUCAGGUGGAUAUGGAUUGGGAUCACCGUGAUGGAUAAUGACAAUGGAGAAAUCUUUGUACAAAAUGUGAUCCCACUGUUUUUGAACAAUGGCAUCUGUCUUGCAUUUCUAGAAAGAAUCCCCAAAUAUAGUUUUGUUACUGAAGGUUUAGCCAUGAUGCAAAAGGGGGCAAAAAUACAUGAUAUCAUCAUGGGCAGCAAAGCCAAUGUAGUGGUGGUCUAUGGAGAAUUUUAUUUUAUGGUAUUUUUCAGAUGGCUUCCAUAUCUGUCAGAAGUAGAGCACAUGACAAAUAAUAUAAAAAGUAAAGUAUGGGUAAUAACAGGCCAGGUGGAGUUCAUUUCCUUGAACUAUCAAAGAAAUUGGGAUGCAAGGAUAUUCCAUGGUGCUAUAUCAUUCAGAAUUCACUCCAACAAUCUGCCAGGAUUUCAUCAAUUUGUUAAGGGUAGAAACCCUUCUAGCACAGCUGGAGAUGAUUUCAUCUGGGAUUUCUGGCAGCAGGCCUUUUUCUGUGUAUUCCCAAAUCGAGUUCUGGGUGAUCUGAAGGGGGACAUUUGCACUGGGACAGAGAAGGUAGAGAGCCUUCAUGGAUCUUUCUUUGAAAGGACGAUGGCUGGUCAAAGCUAUAUCAUCUGCAAUGCUGUCUAUGCUGUGGCCCAUGCUUUACAUGCCAUGUUUUUAUCUAGAUGCAAGCAUGCAGGAAUGGUGGAUGGAAGGAGUCUGAAGCUUCAGAAACAACAGUUUUGGCAGCUCCACCACUUUCUGAGAGGUGUCUCAUUUAACAACAGUGCAGGGGACAAAGUUUCCUUCAACCAGAAAGGGGAAGUUGUAUCUGGCUUGGAUGUUAUCAACUGGAUUAUUUCCUCCAAUCAGUCCUUCCAUCGAGUAAGAGUAGGAAGGAUAGAUCCCCAGGCUGCUCCAGACCAAGUGUUCACCAUUGAUGAAGAUACUAUAACAUGGCACAGCUGGUUUAACCAGACUCAGCCUCAUUCUCUCUGUACUGAGAGCUGCCAUCCAGGAUCAAGCAAAAAAGUGAAGGAAGGGGAGCCAUCUUGCUGCUAUGAUUGUAUCCCAUGUCCAGAAGGGAAGAUUUCAAACCAGGAUGAUAUGAAUGAUUGUAAUAAAUGCUCAGAUGAAAAAUAUCCAAGCAAGAACCAGGAUGUAUGUAUUCCCAAGGACAGAAACUUCUUGUCUUAUGAAGAACCUUUGGGUAUCAGUUUAGCCUUCUUUGCUCUUUCCUUUGCUUUCAUCACAGUUCUGGUACUGAGAACAUUUCUGAAGAACCACAGCACUCCCAUUGUCAAAGCCAACAACCGAAAUCUCACGUACAGCCUCCUCAUCUCCCUCCUGCUCUGUUUCCUUUGUGCUUUAUUUUUCAUUGGACAACCUCAGAAGGUGAUCUGUCUCCUCCAACAAUCUGCUUUUGGCAUUAUCUUCACUGUGGCUGUUUCUUGUGUGUUGGCAAAAACUGUCAUGGUGGUUCUGGCUUUCAUGGCCACAAAACCAGGAUCCAGGAUGAGGAAAUGGGUGGGGAAAAAGCUGGCCAACUCCAUUGUCCUUUCCUGCUCCCUUAUGCAAGCAGGCAUCUGUACUCUGUGGCUGGCAAUCUCUCCCCCAUUCCCAGAUGUGGACAUGCACUCAGUCAUUGGAGAAAUGAUUCUGAGAUGUAACGAGGGUUCUGUCAUUAUGUUUUACUCUGUCCGUGGCUACAUGGGCUUCCUGGCAAUUGUGAGUUUCACUGUGGCUUUCCUCGCAAGGAAGUUACCUGACAGUUUCAAUGAAGCCAAGUUCAUCACUUUCAGCAUGUUGGUCUUUUGCAGUGUUUGGUUGUCCUUUGUUCCAACCUACCUGAGCACAAAAGGAAAAUACAUGGUAGCUGUGGAGAUCUUCUCUAUCUUAGCUUCCAGUGCUGGGUUAUUGGUUUGCAUCUUUUCCCCAAAAUGUUAUAUUAUUGUGUUGAGACCUGAACUGAAUAAUAGGGAACAGCUAAUAAAGAAAAAACCUGAAUAA
Messenger RNA from Rhineura floridana, 2508 nucleotides. RefSeq names its product vomeronasal type-2 receptor 26-like. Gene Ontology annotation, biological process: G protein-coupled receptor signaling pathway. Lineage: Eukaryota; Metazoa; Chordata; Lepidosauria; Squamata; Rhineuridae. Gene Ontology annotation, molecular function: G protein-coupled receptor activity. Gene Ontology annotation, cellular component: membrane. Bases 1 to 2508 code for a protein of 835 amino acids. The record is from RefSeq and is a predicted model, not a curated record. The transcript is spliced from 6 exons.